AUAUUUAUUACACAGUCCAUACGCGUUUUAUUCAGUUCUGAUACAGACGAAGAUCGAAUUUGUACGUACUACGUGAUAUGUUUAGAGUGUUUAUUUCAUGUUAGAGUUAAAUUUUGUUUUGUUUAACGACACCACAAAUUGCACAAGAGUACAUUGAUUCGGUGUUGGAGUACACCGACUGUCGUGAAAGGGAAGACUCGAGGAAAAACAUCUGUAUGUUAGAGGAUCUCACAACUCUUUGAAUGAUGUCAGACGACAGCCCAAAGAAGAUGAAAUAUUCCGAAGAGGAAUAUUUAGAGCAAAUCAUAGAAAUAUUGAAGCCGAUAUUUGAAACAUAUCUUCAACCAGCAGAUAUACUUCCUGACAUGCCGUUAUUAGAUGAUACAUUGAAGGAAGAUCUAAGGCUACUAGUGGAUAAUGGUUUACGCCAGCAGGCGGUGUCUCAAAUGAUAGCUGAAGUUAAUCAGUAUGCAGAAUGCAGGGAGCAGUUUGUCAAAGCUUUACGGAAACAUGAUUAUCAACGCUUUUUGGACAUUAUUGAUGACAAGCAUGUCGACCCUUACCGACAGAGCAUCAGUGAUGUGUUUGCAGUACUUCUCAGGUGGAUGGAAGGAGACCUUCAGUUUAAAAUUGUUCCAUCUAAUGUCAUAAUAUUCAUGAAAGACAUUAUAUCAGAAUCAGAAUAUGAACAACUUAUCAGAAAAGAAGAGAGGGAAGGACCCAUCAAAGCGUUUCAGUUCUUUUUUCCAUUGAUUAAAAACAAACAUUCUGAUUGGGCAGCAAAAUUUGUAAAAGCUAUUUAUAAUCAUGAUGAACGAAAUGGACCUCUACUGGUGAAACAAAUUGUACCUGAAUUACUUGAAAACCGGGCAUUGCUAAGCUUGGAUGGAGACAGGAGUGAAGAUUUUGAAGAAUCGAUGCCGCAAGAUGAAGAACUUAAUUCAUGUGAUGGUCAACAGAACAGUCAGUUAUCAGAUGCCAGUUGUACAGCAAGUAGUACCAUGUCACCACAAUCUGACCCUGGUGUCACGCAGGUCACAGAAGUGGUGUCUGAGGCCAUUGGCGGUGAAUGCCACUCGACAACUCAUCAAGUUGGCAACUUGCAGAUUGUGAGUGAGGAGAGCGAGUGUGACAGUGAAGGAUUUUCUGAUGAAGAAAAACAAGACAGAGAAGGUAAGGAAAAGUCUGAGACUGGAGAAGACGAGGUGGAGGAUCUACACAUGAGGCAGUAUCAGCUAGAGCUGGCAAAGAAUGCCAUCAAUGGUCAGAACACGAUCAUCUGUGCACCCACUGGGUCGGGCAAGACUAGAGUGGCUCUCUACAUCAUAAAGAACCAUCUGGAAAAAAUGCCACCAGAUGAAAGGAAAGUGAUAUUUUUGGCUCGCACUGUUCCCCUUGUAACACAGCAACACUCAGCCUUUGUGAGACACCUCUCUGAUGACUACAGAAUUCUGCCCAUGUCGGGGGAGAAUGAGGACAGUGCUCAUCUGCAUCAUCUUCUAAAGAAUUACGACAUCAUUGUGCUGACUCCGCAGAUUCUGGAGAACCACUUCAAGAUGAACAAGAUCAAUUCACUGUCUACGUUCAGUCUGAUGGUGUUUGAUGAGUGUCAUCACACGCGCAAGGGCGAGCCCUAUAACAAGCUCAUGCAGAGAUACAUCAAGGCAAAACUGAGGGGCAAAAAUACAAAGUUACCUCAGGUAGUUGGCUUAACAGCAUCACUUGGAGUGGAAAAAGCCACAACCGACGAAGAGGCAAAACUAAGUAUUUUGAACUUGUGUGCCAACAUGGAUGCACAGAGCAUUUCAACUGUGGAAAAUAACAAGGAAGAACUUUUGAAAAUGGUGCCCGUUCCUGAAGAAAAGUCUGUGCCACUCAAUGAAAAACGCAAUGAUCCUGGGAGAAACGAGAUUGAGAAGAUAAUGAUGAAAAUUGAAGAAAUGUUAAUAGAUGAAAAUGAUUUGGAUGACCGAAGCAUUGACAGACUUCUGAUGUCCCUUCCAAACGACAGGAAUUGCCAGGCCUAUGGUCAGUGGGCUGUCCAGUUGCGAAAUAGAGCCAGAUUGGCAAUAACAACUGAAAAACAUGAAACUAAAAAUGCUGAAAAGGAAAAAAUGGCUCGGAUUAUUUUCAGUUUAGCUGAGAGUUUAAUUGUUUACAAUGAAGCUCUGGAGAUCCACGACAUAGUCCAUAUUCGAGAUGUCCUUGAUUAUCUGACCAAGAAAUUUCAUGUCUGUUUUGAUCACACCCAUCUGCCAAAAGAGAAUCAACUCCUUGAAAUGUUUAAAGAAUUAAAAAAAAAUCUGAUGAAGUUGCAAAAAAAUGGAAAUAACCCCAACCCAAACCUGACUAUCUUGGCGAGUACGCUGGAAACGUUGCUGAAAGAGAAAGGAGAAGAUGGCAGGGGAAUAAUAUUUGUCCGAACUCGUGCCACUUGCUACGCUCUUACCAACUGGUUCAGCACUGAUGAGGUCAGUGACAUGUUGAAGAGAUUGAAUGCCACACCUUUUACAGGAUCUGGAGCUCAUGAGGAGGAAGGAGGAAUGACACAGAAUGACCAAGAAACAAUUAUUAGCAAGUUUAAAUCUGGGUCGAUUAAACUUAUUGUUGCAACAUCAGUGGCAGAGGAAGGACUGGAUAUCCCAGAAUGCAACAUUAUACUAAAGUACAACCAUGUUGGCAAUGAAAUCUCAACAAUACAAACCAGAGGGCGAAGUCGUAAAGCUGGUGGAACAUCAGUUCUCCUGGGAAGCAGCAAAAUUCGCCAGAAGGAGAUGUUGAACAUUGCCCGUGGCAUCAUGAUGGAAAAGGCGAUUGUUACCGUCAAGAGCAUGGAGAGAAAGAAAUACCAGGAAAGGAUUUUAAACAUGCAACAGGAAUCGCUGAUGAAAGAAGACAUCAAGGAAGAAGUGCGUCGCCAUCUCACCAACAGAAAGACGGGCGGCGAGUUCACACUUGUUUGCAGUCGCUGCCGACAGUACUGCACCGCCAGCACCGACCUGCGCACCAUCAAUAAGACACACCACGUGGUGAUUGGAGAUGACUUCAAUGCCAAGGUGCAGAUAAUGCCCGACAAGAACCAGAAGAAACCUUUCGAUGGAAUCCGCAUCACGGGCAAGAUCCGGUGCCGGAAAUGUCACAGUCUCUGGGGAGUGAUGUUCAUCUACCAGGGCGUGUCAUUCCCGUCGCUUGGCAUCAAGUACCUGUCUGUGAUUGAUGCAGACGGCAUGCCGAAGAUGUACAAGAAGUGGAUGGAGGUUCCAUACACUAUCCAUGAGAUUGGGCUGGAUGACUUCAAAAAUGUUUUACAAAGUAGAUCGCAGGCUGAGGAAUCCUCAGAAGAGGAAGCUGGAUCUCGAGCCAAGGGUGGAUCCGAAUCACAAGCCGAGGGUGGAUCCGGAUCACAAUCAGUAACUGGAUCAGGAUCACAAACAGGAACUGGAUCAGGAUCACAAUCAGGAACUGGAUCAGGAUCACAAUCAGGAACUGGAUCAGGAUCACAAACAGGAACUGGAUCAGGAUCUCAAGGAUCACAAGGAUCAACUGGACCAGGAUGCCAGGUAGCAGGCGGAGCUGGACAACCUUCAUAUAACAGAAUGGAAGAAGAUGCCCAGAAUGAAGUGGACAAAAAUGUCACAGAGGAAAUGGAAAAAGAUUCCCAGACUGAAAAAAAAGAAAUCUUUGUAAGGGGAGAACCAGAUGGAGGUUACUAAUGUUACACAAGUUAAAAAUGAGACAGCCACUGCUUCUUGUGCUAUGCUAAUUAUUAGUCAUUAUGUUUCUAUGGACAUUUUCCCAUUGAUGACCAAUUUUGGAUUUUUUUUUUUUAAUAUCUAGGCCCAAUGUGCUUUUUUUUUUUUCUUUUUUAAAUUAUUUUAUCCAUUAAUAUAUAUCAGGAUUCUUAAGCAAGACAUUCCAUAAUGUGACAAGAAGUUAACUUUAAUGUUUGUUUUGUUUAACGACACCAUUGGAAUAACAAAAAAACACAAAGUAUUAUCUCAGAUGUUGAUUGGCUAAAACUAAUUCAGUGUAAACAUUUCCAUUACCCUUGAUGAAAAACAUUUUGCACAAACAUUAAAAAACGUGUAUAGGCAUAUAUAUUGAUUGAAAUGUAACAAUGUGUAAUGAAUUGUGCAUUGCAAUAUUUAAUUCAAAUUUUAUUUUUAUUUUAUUUUUGUCAAAAAUUUACAUUUUAUACUUUAAAGUAGCAGAUCUUAGUUUGAACCUUUGAAAAUAGACACUUACAUUAAAUUAAUCCACAAACCUGUAACACAUCUGGAUAAAGUUGCAAUAGAGUGAAACAUUAGUCUGUGAUGUUGAAAUGGGGGAAAUACCUUCUAAAAAUAGACUUUGAGCUACCAGUAGUCUCUUUAAAGGCAUAUUGUCACAGACCACUGACCUUUUAAAUGGUCUAACAAAGUAUUAUGUAAAACAUAUGUAUUUCAUUUGUCCCUAAAUGUACUUUAUUCAACAAUCUAUGUAACCACCAUGCUCCACAUAUUAAUGAUAUUUUGUAAAAAAUAAAUGAAUUAUGGCAAUGGUCCAUAAUUUAAAACUUAAUAUUGCCAAGAUGAUUGACAUGGAUUUCACUCCAUCAUGGUUUAGUUAAGGUGAGUCAAUAGCCAGAUUUGGUUUCUAAACAUUGAUGUAAUUUUCAUUUAUUAUCCACUUUUGGAGAAAUAAGGUCCUUAAAUCUGUGACAGUAUGCCUUUAACUGUUACUUCUCAGAAGUAUGUGGAUUUUUAGAAUUAUGAAAACUGUAUUUC
Messenger RNA from Gigantopelta aegis, 4766 nucleotides. RefSeq names its product probable ATP-dependent RNA helicase DHX58. Gene Ontology annotation, cellular component: cytoplasm. The transcript has 17 exons. The record is from RefSeq and is a predicted model, not a curated record. Gene Ontology annotation, molecular function: nucleic acid binding; ATP binding. The coding region runs from base 243 to 3713 and encodes 1156 amino acids. NCBI's taxonomy places the organism in Eukaryota, Metazoa, Mollusca, Gastropoda, Neomphalida, Peltospiridae.